Molecule: messenger RNA, 1191 nt
Organism: Scedosporium apiospermum
Lineage: Eukaryota; Fungi; Ascomycota; Sordariomycetes; Microascales; Microascaceae
Exons: 2
Coding region: 1-1191 (396 amino acids)
Biological process (GO): proteolysis
Molecular function (GO): cysteine-type endopeptidase activity
Source: RefSeq, a predicted model, not a curated record
AUGGAUCUCGGGCUAAUAGGCAGGCUCAUUGGUAACCUUGCGGUUGCCGACAACGAUACCCUGGGGGAGGAGGACGACACAGAUCAAAGCACUUCAGACGAGAGUGACUGCGAGGAUUUCAGCUUCCUGUCUAAUGGUGAUGCUCCGACCGAAACCAUCACGAUUAGACCAUCCACAACACUUAGCGACCUUCGAGAUCUCGUUGCGCAAAGGACAGGCGUCCGAAGCGGAGACCAACACCAUUUCCUUCAUGACAGAGAAAUAACUCGACUCCGGGAUCCCACCACCGAACACACCGUGAGUAACGGCGACGUCAUCACGCUCCGAAGCGGCCUAGGAGAUGCAACAACCUCGGCCAUCUCUAGGCGUCGCGGGAACGAGUUUGAGCGGUAUCAAGAACAGCAGUUUACUCUUGCGUUUGAAACCAAGGAAUGCAAGCGCGGCCAUGUGCUCAUGAUGUCGUGGGCCGAGACUGACCUUCCCGCCAAGGAUAUCAAGGCCGAAGAAGACUCCAUCUGGCAAGCGUUUGGGGGGAGUGGAUACGAUAUUGAGGGGUUCAAGAUCCCUAGCGGCCAGUCUCAACUCCGUGUCCAACAGCGCGUUCGCAAGUUUGUGCGUAAGGCCGGACCGGAUUCCUUGCUCAUUCUCGUCUACUCAGGACAUGGCGGCUCUGAUCAUAGCCUGGGGCUUGUCUUCUCGGGAUAUGGCUCUUCUGAUGACUACCGGCGCCGCCCUGCCUUUGAUGGUCGAGAAGCAAGUCCCAGUAUCUUCACCUGGGCUUCGAUCAGAGACGUUAUCAUGGAAGCCGGCGGCAACGUCCUUCUCAUCUUUGACUGUUGCCACUCAGGGGCGGCCACAUCGGGUCUGGAUUUCGGCGCGGCGUCUUUCGAAUGCAAGACAGGAGUCAAGCACUUGAUAUCUGCAUGUGCAUGGGAGUCUACAUGUAUCAGCGGCAUGAUCCCGGCCAUGUGCGAUGUCUUUCGCUGGCAUAGAGACGCGGAUGCUGCCGUGCCCUUGAAGACUUUGGAAUUGGUUACCCUAACGCAGAAGCUUAUAGAAACCAGGAACCACCAGAAGAGGCUGACGUUUUGGAAUCAGGGCAGCUCCGGGCUCAUGUCGCAGAUUUCGUGCCACCAACUCCAGCCGCUGCACCCUGCGAAGGACAUUUAUCUGCCGUCCAAGUUCAACUGA